Eimeria tenella is the source of this 1320-nucleotide messenger RNA. RefSeq lists its product as uncharacterized. The record is from RefSeq and is a predicted model, not a curated record. The coding region runs from base 1 to 1320 and encodes 439 amino acids. The transcript has a single exon. NCBI's taxonomy places the organism in Eukaryota, Apicomplexa, Conoidasida, Eucoccidiorida, Eimeriidae.
AUGUCUAACAGCUUAUCUUUCCAAAAAGAAGCUGAGACAGCAGACGCUGCCGGGCUACAGCUCGUGCGUGUUACUCGUGGCCUAUGGACAAACAAUGAAAAAGAGACUCACGAAUUUGUUGAGCCCGGAGACACUGUUCCCCAUGUCAAGUCUUCCACAUUUUCUAGAGUGCAUUCUUCUUCCAACGCAGAUAAAGGAGUCCCCAAAAAUGCAGCAGAUAAACCAGGAUGUUUCAAAAGCAAAGGCGAGAGCGGUGGGGUAGGAGCUUUAUCUGCUAGCGAUGCUUUCGUGUGGAACUCUUUCAUUACGAAAAUCAGACAAGAGGAUCCGAGCUCAAGUGUCAGGCAUGCAAACUGCCGUGGAAACUCUAAAAGCGUGCACUUCAAAGUGGUUGAAGAUAAAAAUCAGGCAUUUUCAGCUGUGCGAGCCAUACAACAAGCCGAAAAGGAAGAGGCAAUACGACUUUUUCUACUGGAGGCUUCGCAAAAUGCGGUUGCGAGACAGGCCCAGACGCGUAACAACGAGCGGCAGCGUCAGCAUCAGUUUAUGGAGUAUCGACAUCAGGACCAUGAUUUGAGCAACACUAAUGGAGCGAAACAUCAAACGCAUCAGUCUCAACGGCGUCAACAGAGCGCUGCUACCUUUUCUGGGGGUCCGCAUCAGGCGAGGGACCUGACGUUUGCUCAAACUGCGCGUGAAGUCCUGCCACAACCAACAGACGUGGCCUUACCAAAAAUGAGCAAAGCAUGGUCUGAUGUUACUCCUUCAGUCCACAACACCGAGAACAUUAAUACUGCGGUAAUAACACAGCGACAUGAUUCUGAAAGAAAAGGUAUUCGCAGGGAUAACAACGUAGGCAUGGCAGAAGCUUGCUCAGGAGUAAUUGCGCGGACGCUUCAGUCGAGUCGACAAAAAUGGAAAGGCACAGACAAACAGCAGCAGCAAGUUGUACUAAACAACAGCAUUUUGGAGCGGCAACAAGGUCUGUUACGACAGCUUCAGGAGCAUUAUAUGAAGGAACAACAAGGCACUCUAAGGAGCUGGAGAAAACAGGAUUGUGUAGAACUCGAUGUGCAGUCUCGCUCCCCUCUAAAGAUGCCUCCUUGCACUGGUGGCACCUACCUCCCGCUGCAAACCGUACGACACCACUCUACUCUCAAGGCUUUUCAACAGCUUUUCCGCUUUCCUUCAAAGACGACGUCAGAUAGAAGGAACCUGAAGCAAAAACACAGUUUUGGCGCCGAUAUGGGAGAGGUUUUGCUGCCUGCCGAGUUUCAAAACAAUAUCCCUACACUGAGGCAAGAGCUGUCGAGGAGAUAG